Messenger RNA from Trypanosoma rangeli, 486 nucleotides. RefSeq lists its product as uncharacterized. Lineage: Eukaryota; Euglenozoa; Kinetoplastea; Trypanosomatida; Trypanosomatidae. The coding region runs from base 1 to 486 and encodes 161 amino acids. The transcript has a single exon. The record is from RefSeq and is a predicted model, not a curated record.
AUGAAUCAGUUUGAGGUUUUUGUGGCGAGCUCGGAAAGUGCCAGAUCGGAUGCCUGGCGGUACCUUAGGCGCCUCAGAGAGCUGGACAACAGGAUUGAGGAGGAUAUGCACCGUCUUCGCGAAAUAGCAGAGACUGUGGCGACAUCCUCCGUGAGGAGUACAACUGAACAACCACUGCGUGAGAAUGGUUCCCCGUGCAGAGGUGGGAAACGUAAGCGCGCAUUUUCAGGACGCGCGGAGUCUGUGGCUCCUGCUAGAGACGAUGACGAGUCUUGUGACGGUGCCUCUUCAGACACCUCUCUUGUGACUUUGGAGCCUACUAACGCUCAGCUGUUUGUGGAGUAUCGCACGCGCCGCCACCGCGUGUUACGGUACGCGUUGGAACGGGUGAAAGUGGCGGAAGAAAUAAAGGCAUGUGGGAAUGAUGUGAAGGAGUCGCUCGCCGUUCACAUGACCCAAUUGCAGCGGACGCUGCGUGGGACAUAG